UGCGGCGCGGGCGGCGCUGCGGCUCCGGGGCUGUCUCCGCGCGGGCAGCCGAGGCGCGCCGAGUCCCAUCGAACUGAGCGGAGCGCAGCCGAGUGCAGCCCAGCCGAAUCCAAUCGAACUGAGCCGAGCCGAGUCUAGCCGAGCCGAACCGCCCCGAACUCAGCCGCCCCGCCCCGAGCCCCUGGUGCCCGCGGCCGGCGGGGCGGGAUGCGGUAGCGCCGAUGGAGGUGCAGCUGGGCGCGGGGCGCGCCUUUCCGCGGGCGGCCGACGGCGGCCUCCGCGGGGCGUUCCACAGCCUCUUCCAGAGCGUCUGCGAGGCGUUCCAAGCGCCGCCGCCCCCUGAGCCCGCGGGGCCGGCGUUCGCGGUCGAGCCGCCGCCCGAGGAGCCGCCCGAGGAGGCGCUGGGCGAGAGCGCCCGGCAGCUGUGCCGCGCCGUGUCCGCCUCCAUGGGGCUGGAGGCGCCCGAGGAGCCGCCGCGCCGCGACUGCCUGUUCGCCGCCGAGCCGCCCGCGCGCGUCAAGCUGGAGGGCGCGGGGCCGGCGCCGCCGGGAUGGGGCGCCCCGUGCCGCUUCGGCCCCGACAGCCCCGGCCCCGCGCCGCCCUGGGCCGCCGCCUUCCCGCAGGAUGGGCCGUGCGGGCGCUGCCCCGCGCCGCCCGCCGAGCCGCCCGCCUGCCCCGCCUGGGCGCCGCCCGCCGCCUGCGUGAAGAGCGAGAUGGAACCCUACGGAGACCUGCGGUUGGACCCUGGCCAUGAACACAUUUUGCCCAUUGACUAUUACUUUCCACCUCAGAAGACUUGCCUGAUCUGUGGAGAUGAAGCAUCUGGGUGCCACUAUGGAGCCCUCACUUGUGGUAGCUGCAAAGUCUUCUUCAAGCGGGCGGCUGAAGGUAAACAGAAAUACCUCUGUGCCAGCCGGAAUGACUGCACUAUUGACAAGUUCAGAAGGAAAAACUGCCCAUCCUGCCGCCUGCGGAAGUGCUACGAAGCUGGGAUGACUCUUGGAGCCCGUAAGCUGAAGAAGCUGGGCAACUUGAAGACACAAGAUGACAUGGAGGCAGCCAGCUCAUCCAGCCCCACCGAGGAGCAGGCUCCAAAGAUGGUGAUCACACAUAUUGAUGGGUAUGAGUGCCAGCCUAUCUUUCUCAAUGUCCUGGAGGCCAUUGAGCCUGGCAUGGUGUGUGCCGGCCAUGACAACAGCCAGCCGGACUCCUUUUCUAACCUGCUGACCAGCCUGAAUGAGCUUGGGGAGAGGCAGCUCGUCUACGUGGUCAAAUGGGCAAAGGCCUUGCCAGGAUUUCGCAACCUGCAUGUAGAAGACCAGAUGUCCAUAAUCCAGUACUCUUGGAUGGGCCUGAUGGUUUUUGCUAUGGGCUGGAGAUCUUUCACCAACGUCAACUCCAGGAUGCUUUACUUUGCUCCUGAUUUGGUCUUCAAUGAGUACCGGAUGCACAAAUCCAGAAUGUACAGCCAGUGUGUCAGGAUGCGGCACCUCUCUCAGGAGUUUGGGUGGCUUCAAAUCACUCCCCAGGAGUUUCUCUGCAUGAAGGCUCUACUCUUCUUCAGUAUUAUUCCAGUGGAUGGCCUGAAGAACCAGAAGCUCUUUGAUGAACUUCGAAUGAAUUACAUUAAGGAACUUGACCGUAUCAUCGCUUGCAAGAGGAAGAACCCCACCUCCUGCUCUCGACGAUUUUACCAGCUCACUAAGGUCCUGGACUCCGUGCAUCCGAUUGCCAAGGAUCUGCAUCAGUUUACGUUUGACCUCUUAAUUAAGGCACAUAUGGUGAGCGUGGACUACCCUGAAAUGAUGGCUGAGAUCAUCUCUGUGCAGGUCCCCAAGAUCCUGUCUGGAAAAGUCAAGCCUAUCUACUUCCACGCACAGUGAUCUGCCGGAGAGACCGCCCAGUUCUGCCACCCCCAUUUCAGCCAUCUCCUGCCUGUUAUCUGUGCACUAGUGCGCUGCAGUGCCUUGGGGAAUCUCCUCUGCAGAGGGGGUGUGCUAAGAAGAUGAACAGUAAUGAUGAAUAUCUGCUGGGGUUCCUGAGAUUUCUGUUUUUCCUGCAGUACCUCCAAACCUAACUAUUGCCUCUGCCUCAAUAUGGCUGGUUCACUGGGCUGGGACGGUGGAUGGUUGCAUGAGGGCAGUGGCAUCAGGUUUGUGCUCUCUCACUUGUGUUUUUCAACAGUGACUUUUAGUGGCCCAGGGCCAUGGGAGAUGGGGAGAAAUGCCAGCAGCUGUUGGGUUUGAGUUUCUUUUUAAAACCAGCACAAGACAAGAAGCGGGUUGAGCCUCUGCGCUUUGCUGUGGGUUAGGUACCUGGCCUCCUUUGGGACUUUUUAUUUGCAUCACAGUGCUGGGAAGCUGAUGAGUUAAAACACUGCAGCAGACAAACAGUGAAGAGUUGGGGGCCAAGAUGAAUUUGCAGGCUGAUGCUUUUACAGGACCUGCUGCUGGGUGAGAAAGCUGCCAUACAUAGGGCAUGGAGUGUUACGGGGCUGCCAGCAAAAGAACUGGAGGGCACGGUGACCUUCAGAAAUCCGCAAAGGUGGUGGCUGCUGUUUUCUACCUGGGAUGUUUUCCUGUAGAGAGUUCAGCAGGAUCUUGGUCUGCCCUGCAGACACCUGGGUGCUCAGACGUGACAUUUUCAUCCUUGACAGCUGCUGUUCCUCCAACACAGCCGUACCCACCUCCUCAAGUGCCUGAUGUCCUUGGUCCUCUUGCUCUCCACUCCUCCCGUGGGCACCCGCAGCCUCUGCCCAGCCUCUUGCCAGCUUUGCUCCCACUGAGCAUCCGCAAGCCCUGCAUUUCCAGCUACGCAACUUCUUUGCCAUUUGUCCCAGCUGUACUUUCCAAUGCUAGCAGAUGAGUGCCCCGGGAGUGCAGCAAUGUGCCAGGCUCUGCAGGACCUGCGAGGCCGCAGCACGCUUGCCAUUAAUUCUGGCCUUUGGGAGGUGACUGUGGGAACUGGCUGUGCCGCAGCACUCCAGGGACUUGGAACGGAAAUGCUGGAGACCUUAUGCGGUUCCCAGUGUUGCAGAUGGCUCCUGCUAAUUGCAGUGACUGAUUGUAGCCCGGGGGGAAACACCGCCUCUCGUGCAUCAUCGCACGUGUGCCAUUCUACGUGCACCGUCCCACACGUGCUGUCCCACGCCCACUGCCUGUCCUGAGCAGCUCCAGGUGUCACGGCGGUGGCACAGCCUGUGCCCAGGCUGAUCUGUGAGGACGGAUCAACAUGCCCUGGCUAACAUGGACAUUCAGUCCCCAACCAGCAAACAGCAGCAGUGCAUGGGGCUGCAGCUGCUGGUGACUCCCAGCAGUCAGAAACCUCUGGGAAAAGCAGGAUGUUUUUUCAGGCAGUUUAUACCUCAAGUUCAGGAAGAAACGCAGGCCCACCUGACGUAUAUUCAGAUUUAUUUAUUUGGUGGGCUCUGCUUCCCACAAAGUGGCCAAGCCUGUGUUCCAUGUGGCAUUUUGGUUCCCCACUUCCCACACAGCCAUGAGCCCACGAAAACCGCCCAGUCAGACCUGGCAAGCACGGUGCAUACGGGCUCUUGCCAGGAUAAUGCUCCUUACUGGGGACUGUGGCACAGUCUGGCUUCACCAAUACAGACACUGGCAAAGAGUACAUGUGCUGAUGCAUGCGAACGGCAGGUACUGCCCUAUCACACGUGGUGUGCUGGGUUCUCACUGCUGCGGUGCGGACCAGAGCUGGGGCGGUGCCUGCCCACAGCACAGAUAAGAUCCUUCAGCACAGAGACUCCACAGGUGUGAAGCAAGUGCCAGAGUCGGGAGAGGUGAACCAGAUGAGACACAUGCAACCCUGCCUCACAUCACCGUCUCGUGUUUGUCACCUGCCUUCAAAAGAGCAGAGAGGGAGGUUUAGUCUGAUCGCUGCCUCGUACAUGUCAUGCAGAAAUGGUGUGAAUGCCGCUGCUCGGACUGGCCACGACUCAGCAGCACGGUCAGCUCUGCUGGCAGAUGUCCUCAUGGUUCUCAGCAAACUCUCAGCAAGGAAAAACACUUUGUUUUCCUGAUACUUUGCAGUCAUGCUAUGGGAUUUUCACUAAGGGAAGGAGUAGGGGGAAAAGCCCAGAACUCUUGAAGGGGAGGAUCUCUUGUUACAGUAAUUAGUACUGGAUUUUCCUCCCCUGCAGGUAUGACUCUGAUCUUGCUGUUCCUCCUGAAAUCCCUCUGUGUAGGCAGUGUCAGAAUCCAGAGGUAUUCCUGAAUGCCAGCCAACAGGCUGGUGUUCUCAAUAGCUUUUCCUGUUUCAGAGGGCUUUGAGCAUUGUAAAUGCUGAUAUGAUCUUCUGAUGUUGGCAAAUAAGCCUGUACAAGAAUCCUGCGACCAGGCUCCUCUCUUCUGGAACAUUUCCCGGCUGUCAGCAGACGAAUGCGCUGAAGAACUGGGCUUGUGAUUCCCUGAUAUCUGUGGUUGCCAGAGGAUGUUUGUGAGCGCACUGAGUAGCUUCUUCAGAGAACUUUGUGUUCUGUCUGCAAAGUUUUCAUGAGUUACUGCUAGGUCGUUUUCUGCCAGGAGAUGGGGAGGAAAGCAAACCCAGCAGGGAUGUGCAUGCACUGCUUUGCUGCUGGAAGCACAGUGCAAAGGAGCAAUGAUUUGGAAGGGGAUGCUGCUGGUGUGUUACCUGCCAGAUGCGUACAGCUCCCGCAUGCACAGCCUCUCCCAGUGUGGAUGCAUUCGGAAGGGAGCAGGAGCUCAUGGGGAGUCCCGAUGGGGCAGGGGAGCCAUCUGGCUGCCACUGCCAACAGGUCCCCCGAGCCCCUCUGUGUGAUCAGGCGCUGGUGUUCUGUUCUAUCUCUUCAGCACAAAACUAAGCUCUGCGGUGUUAUAUUAAAAAAUUGGAUUUAAAUGUCAUUGUGAGAGGGAUGAUGGAGGAGGUGGGAGCCCGGAUCCCUGGCCCCUGCAGGGCUGCUGGGAGAGCUGACACUGUUCCCUGUUCAUUCUCAUGGGCUGCUGCAGGAAUUGGAGCAUAGGAGACCCUUCAGAAAUACCAAAGUUUGGGUCCUGCCAGACAGCUUUGACCUUUGUGUUUUCUUCUGCAUUUUCUUCUCUGCUUUUGCUUUAAUUAAUCGAGAAGAAUUUCCCCAUCUUCACCAGCAGUCCCUGAGCUUGCCUCGGGCCAAUAGAGCCCUGGGAGAGGGACCCCUCAGCAUUACUGCCUUGCGGAGCUGGGGCACAGACCGCUUCCACAUCCCCCUUUGGUCCCACAGCUCUGGUUUCUCUGGGAUGUGCAGGCAUUUGUGCUGGCUCGAUCUGGGUCAUGGCCCAGGCCAUCAGCUCCCCUGCAGGCAGCAGGUGGGAGACAAGGAAACACACAUUGGCAUCUGCUGGGGAGCAGCUUUUUUGCGUGGAAGAGUACAGUUUCAUGAGAUAAAGGGUGCGAGCUGAUGGUGCCCUUAGUGCAGGAGGAACUCUUCCUCAGUCCCAUGUAAUGCCAGAAGAAGAGGCCCUGCUGGGGUGGUGCAGUUGUGUGCCCGGGCAGGCAGCGUCCUGGACAACUGCAGACCCUCGCCCAGCUUCACCCACCUGGCUACUGCCGGCACCACCGCGGUCAGCAGGAGCUUUACUUGGCAAGUGUAAGAGCUCGGGUAGUGCCUCUCUGCUUGGAAAGACACUGCAGAUGUUUUGGAGAGCCUGAUGGCACCUGACCACUGCUCACAAAGCCCUUUGUUCUUGUCUUCAGGAGAGACGUAGCUCAUUGAAUGUGCCCAUUCCCCUCUUGUUGCCCUGGGCUGGGCAGUGCUGGUAGGGUUGUUGCCACGGCCCAUCGGGAUGCUGAGGUGGUACCUGGGGUGCUGCCGGCAGCACGGGCUGCCGAGCUCCCUGCAGCUCCGCACGCUGAGCUCUCUCCCUAGAUCUUUCAAUCAUGUAACACGUUAAACACACACAUAUAUACAUUAAAGUAAAGGCACCCCUGUUUUUUAUCACUGAGGAUAACUAUUUACUGUAAUGCCCUAAGAGUUCCUUUUCUGAGUGCACACUGAUUACAAUGAAAUAUUCUUCAGGAGAUGAAUCACUAUGUGCCAGUAUUAAUGGAAACUUUGAAUUUAAUCAUUUUUUUCUGGUUAGGUACUGCCCAGUUUUCAAAGGUCUGUCUUUCAUGGCAUGAAUGGAGCGUACACUGGCAUAGCCUGGUGGCAGUGUCUGCUUCUCCAGCUUUCUUGUAGCUGUUUCUGGUUAGACAGGGAUAUUAUUUGCAUUUGGGGGAUGGUGGAGCAUCCUUUAUUUCUGCCCACUUUGACUGCACAAAGUGUCCUUGCACUUCAGGGCAGAAUCCUGAAAUUACAGAGUGGAAGCUAUUUUCUAACUGUUUCAAGGUAGGCUUUUAGAGGCACAGAAUGCUUUCUAGUACCAUAACAACUGGCCAAGUUGUGGUCUGCAUUAUCAUAUCCUGUGACAGAGACCUGGGAGCUGGCACUGAGUCUCUGUGCUGCAUGGCUGGGACUGGGGGUGCUGCUCCAGGGCACUGGGGGUGGAUGCUUGCUGCGAGCUCCGGGCAUGGUGAGCAGCCUGUUGUGGAGGACAGCGUGGAUGCGGGGGGAAUGGCACAGGCUGCAGUCCUGCCUCUGCUUGCUCACCUGCUCCCAGGCGGCACAGAGGGACUUAUCCUCCUUUCCUUUUAAAAUGGCAGGGGAUCCUGCCCUUGUGAGUCAGAGUAUCUGCACCACACAUAAAACCACAGCACAUUUGUAGUAAGCUGCUCUCUGUGCCAAGUAUUUUGUGUUCUGUGGCGAUUUAAUGCUGGUUUUAUUUGUUAACAUGUCUCUGUAAUAGAAGGAGUUCUUUGUAUUGAUAUAUUUUCUAUGUAAUAAGCCAAAAAGCUCAUUGCUGGUGCCUUUUUGCCUGGGGAGGACUGCCAGUGUAUUCAUGGAGAUAGCAGAGUGUGGUGUUUGCAGCUGCUUGUUUCACCGUAGCUGAGUAAAGUCAUGGAAAAGCCAUGCGACUGCUGAAAGAGCCUGCAGCCUAUGAGGUGGGCAGAGGGAUCUUCAUGUACCACAGCGUGGUGUUUCCCUAGGCCUGGUUCCAAGGUGCACGGUUCCAGGGCGAGGGCUGAGCUUUCUGCUUCCUGUGUGUGACACAGGAAAGGCUUUGUGCUGCCUCGCUGGGGCUUUGCUGCUAUGUUGCGAUAGUUUAUCCUCUGCAAGAUGUGCAGUGAUGGUGACGCAUACACAAAUCAUUUUAGUGGGGUUCAGCUGAAUUACGGUUACAAUCCUGUAGUCUUUUUUCAGGCGCCUUUCAGAAAUGGCAGUCUUUUGCUUAAAUUGACAGUAUCCAAGGCCACGUUGUGCUCCUAGCGAAGGACAUGAGUUGGAUGGUCACCAGCACUUUUUUUUUUAAUAAUUGGAAAUAUAUCUGGCCCUGAAUAAGGAAAACAGAGACCUACAAUGUUACAAUGCCAUUGAGACUGGAGAGCCGCAAUGCCCGCUGCCCUGGGCAGCGAGAUGCAGUGGAGGAUGCCCAGAAGAUUACUGUCACGCACAAGUCACCUUAUGGGACUGAAGGACAUUUACACUUGUAACUGACAAGAGGAGCCAGUCUGGCACCCAGAUUCAAGGCAAACCAAUCACACUGCGCUAGGUGAAAUGGAACUGCUCACUCUUUGACUGUUUGGGUACCCACUCGGGUCCCCCGCCAGCCUUCAGCCUGCACUCUCAGCAGGACAGAGCCUCACGCUUGGUGUUCAGCAGUUUUUGUAACCUUACAGUCUGUUGUUGUUCUCAGUACAAUAAAGGCAGAAUCUUGUUUGUUGGAACACUGCUCUGUGCGUGUAUUUGGCUUUUGUUAUGGUUACAUGCACGGAAGCCACUCUCCGGCAUGGCGAAAGUCAGCUUUCGGGGAUGCCAGCAGUUGGUGGGCCAUUUCCCAGUGGAUGGGGCUGCGUUGGGUUGUUCCUAGGCUGUUUCUCAGUCAGAUUUUGCUAUUAAUAACGUCUGAACUGUUAAUUCAUUUAAAUAUAAUUGACUAAUCCUUUCAUAUAAGCCUCUUCGGGUCUUUUAAUUUGAAUUUAAUUUGGUUAAUGUAUUUCUCAAGCAAGGAACUAAUAAAG
Messenger RNA from Cuculus canorus (common cuckoo), 8067 nucleotides. It is a transcript of the gene AR, whose product is annotated as androgen receptor. Gene Ontology annotation, molecular function: DNA-binding transcription factor activity; zinc ion binding; sequence-specific DNA binding. The record is from RefSeq and is a predicted model, not a curated record. Lineage: Eukaryota; Metazoa; Chordata; Aves; Cuculiformes; Cuculidae. The transcript has 8 exons. Bases 222 to 1883 code for a protein of 553 amino acids. Gene Ontology annotation, biological process: regulation of DNA-templated transcription; male gonad development.